This is a messenger RNA of Rhododendron vialii, 2785 nucleotides long. RefSeq names its product pentatricopeptide repeat-containing protein At3g53700, chloroplastic-like. NCBI's taxonomy places the organism in Eukaryota, Viridiplantae, Streptophyta, Magnoliopsida, Ericales, Ericaceae. Gene Ontology annotation, molecular function: protein binding. The transcript has a single exon. The coding region runs from base 274 to 2442 and encodes 722 amino acids. The record is from RefSeq and is a predicted model, not a curated record.
UUAGCUGGGGAUCUGCCGAAAUUACCCCAACAGUCGAAGCGCACAAGUUUUUUUUUUUUUUUGAUAAGUAGAAGCGCACAAGUUCUAACUGAACAAAAUAUUUUCCUAGAACCCAACCCUGGUUUGUCGAUUUGUUGAAAUCUCAUUUGUUGCUUAUAAUCUGCCUUUGCCAAUCCCACGGUGUAUUCAAUCGUUCCAAUCUCACUGCUGUCUCCGUUGUCCGCGGAGUCAAUGAAAUUAUGUAGCACUCUACGUGUUUGUUGAAUUGUCUGAAUGGCUUUAUCUUGUUGCCUUCUUCAGUCCCACCCUUUCACUCUCCCCUACCGUCUAAACCUCCCACCACUUAAUCUCUCUUCCAGAUCCCUCAAACCCAUUUGCAGCAUUCCCCGUAGAGAACUCCCUUCAAUCUCAGCUUCCCUAACCCACAAACUCCCACCAGACUUCACCACAAAGCAGCUCCUCCACGCCCUCAGCCAACGAAAUGAUGAAACCUCUGCGCUUAACCUCUUCCAUUGGGCUUCCAAACAGCCCAAUUUCAAACCCACUUUGCCCGUAUAUGAGGAAAUCAUUCGAAAGCUUGGACACCUUGGAUCAUUCGAUUCAAUGAAGCAAAUCUUGGAGGAUAUGAGGGCUUCCAAUUGCAGGCCCAAGAAAGGUACUUUCUUGAUUUUCAUUGAGAGUUACGCGAAACGAGAUUUGUAUGAUGAUGCUAUUGGGGUUCUUGAUAUGAUUGAACAAGCAUUUGGGAUGAAACCGGGGAGGGAUACUUAUAAUUCUCUGUUAGAGGUUCUUGUUAAUGGAAACAAGUUCAAACUAGUCGAAAGUGUUCGCUCCAUGAUGUUUACAAGAGGAGUUAGACCUGAUGUUUUCACGUUUAAUAUAUCGAUAAAGGCUCUGUGUAAAUCCCAUCAAAUUAGGCAUGCUAUUUUGUUGAUCGAAGAUAUGUCUAACUACGGUUUGGCACCGGAUGAGAUAACUUAUACCACCAUAAUGAAAGGAUAUAUUGAGGAAGGGAAUUUGGAAACUGCGCUUAGAAUCAAGGAGGAAAUGAUAGCAGCUCAAUGCCCACUGAGCAAAAAAACUGUCAAUGUUUUGAUUCUUGGGUAUUGUAAAGAGGGUAGAAUUAAGGAAGGUUUUAAUUUUUUAGAAGAGAUGUGGGUUGAGGGAUUUCGUCCCGAUCAAUUUACGUUUAAUUAUUUGGUGCUUGGUUUGUGGAAGUCUGGACAUGUUAAGCAAGCUUUAGAGCUUUUGGAUUUAAUGCUUCAGGAGGGGUUUGAUCUGGAUAUCUUCAUGUUUAACACAUUGAUAUCCGGAUUGUGUAAAUCUGGUCAAGGUGAUGAAGCCAUGGAAGUUCUCAAUCAGAUGAUUUCAAGGGAUUGUUCCCCUGAUACAGUGACAUUUAACACUCUGAUUAGCAACUUGUGCAAGGAGAAACAAAUGGAACAAGCCAUUGAAAUUGCUUGUAUUAUGGCGGACAAGGGAAUUCAACCUGAUGUUUAUACGUUUAAUUCCCUCAUACGAGGGCUCUGCUUGACCAAGAAUGACGAUUUGGCAAUUGACUUGCUCCACGGAAUGAAAAGACUAGGGUGCCGGCCUAAUGAAUACACAUUAAAUAUAUUAAUCGACGGUCUUUGUUCGAGUGGAAAACUAGACAGAGCUUUGGGUCUAUGGAGGGAUAUGGAAUCUAGUGGUUGCGCUCGAGAUGAAGUAACGUAUGCCACUCUGAUAGCCGGAUUUUGCAAAAACAGGAAGAUUGAGCAAGCGGAGGAGAUUUUUUAUCAAAUGGAACUACAAGCUGUUCCAAGAGAUACAUCGGUUUAUAACUCCAUGAUUGAGGGCCUUUGUAUGAGUAAAAGAAUGGAAAAGGCCGAGGAGCUUGUGGAUCAGAUGAUAUUGGAAGGACUUCAACCUAAUGUAGUCACUUAUGGAAGCCUAAUAAAGGGAUGGUGUAAAGUGGGUCUAAUCGAUAAUGCAAGUAGGCUCCUCCGAACUAUUGAGACCAAAGGAAUGACUCUCUCCCCACAAGCCUAUAACCCGUUGAUCCACGCGCUCUUCCAACAGAAGAGAACAAAAGAAGCCAUGAGACUGUUUAGAGAAAUGGAAGAAAAGGGUACGCCUCCAGAUGCCAUGUCAUAUAGAACUGUUUUUCGAGGGUUUUGUUCUGGUGGCGGACCUAUUGGAGAGACCAUUGAUCUCUUAGUUGAAAUGACUGAGAAAAGAAUUACGCCUGACUCCGAUUCGUUUCAUAUGCUGGCAGAUGGGCUUUGUGCUUUAUCCAUGGAGGACACUUUAGUUAUGCUUGUUGAAAGGUUUAUCAAGAUGGACUUCUUCACCGAAAACGAGGUCUCUGGGAUCAUGGGGUUGAUGAAAAUCCGUAAAUUUCAAGAUGCAGUUGUCCAUAUUGGCGGUAUUUUGAGUAGGAGAAAUCGCAAGAGACCCUAGUAAAGAUUGAAGCUGGGAAACCUGGAUUGGAAGAUACAGCUUGCAUUUCCUGCUUGUUUCUAACAGUGGAAUACUCCACCGGUAAUGGAGACCGAUCGAUGGAGUUUCCGGGGGUCCAUUUACAUUUAGACGUACUAGGGAUGCUUUUAUAGGCCAUGGGAUUUUAGUUGAUUUUCUUGUGGUACACUGUUCUAGUAUCUAAACCACAUGAGAAAUACAGUAAACGAUUCUCCAUCGGAUUGGAAUUUUUGAUGUGUUGUUCUUUAAUUUGGAUUUAGUCCUGUUCUCAUGCAUGGCAAUUUUACCGAUACUGAAUUUUAUUUACUAGUGUAUUUAUUUACCU